CUACGCGAAACAUUUACCAGAAUUGUUCUGAAAAUUCAACAUACAAAUACAAUACACCGACACAAACCGGCGCCAGCCUGUAUAUAGUUGAUAGAACUAGUUGCCCAGCUGAUCCGAUACAGGUUUACAAAUAUCCAUACACAAUAACCCAUAAGUGAAGCAAAACGAUAAUGGACAAUUGGAAUGUUUUAGCCGCACAGACCUCAUCCCAAGCCAUUGGACGUGAUGAUAUUGGCACAGUGAAGACGCGUCUGACCAUCGAGAAGCUGCCGGACAAGGUGCUGCUGCACAUUUUUUCGUAUCUAUCUCAUCGUGAGAUUUGUCGCCUGGCACGUAUAUGUCGUCGCUGGCGUCAGAUAGCCUACGAUACACGCCUGUGGAAGAAUGUAUCGCUGAGGCCAGAGGUAUCAGGUCUGCAUGUCGGAUCCCUGGAGAUGCUGUUGUCCCUAAUCUCGGUGAGAUUUGGACCCACAUUGCGUUACAUUGAGCUACCAAUUGAAUUGAUCACGCACACUGUGUUGCAUGAAUUGUCGGCCAAGUGUCCCAAUUUGACUCACAUGCUGCUGGACUUCUCCACGGCCAUGCAGCUUCACGAUUUCAGCGAAAUGCAGGCUUUUCCCACCAAACUGCGCUAUAUGUGCAUUUGCCUUUCCGAAGUCAUUUUCAUGGAGGGUUUUAUGCGCAAAAUCUAUAAUUUCAUCAAUGGCCUGGAGGUUCUACAUUUGAUUGGCACAUACGAGAAGUGCGAAGAGGAGGAGGAGGAAAUCUACGAAGUCAUCAAUGUCCACAAACUGAAGUCGGCCACACCCAAUUUGCGGGUUAUCAAUCUAUAUGGCAUCAAUUUCAUUGAUGACUCUCAUAUCGAUGCAUUCAGCUCGAAUUGCAUUCAGUUGGAGUGUCUGGCUGUUAAUUUUUGUAACAAGGUCACUGGUUCUACAUUGAAGACGUUGAUUCAACGUUCCAAACGUUUGACCUGCCUCCUCAUGAAUGGCACCAGUCUGAAAUCCGAAUUUGUCAUGCAAGCUGAAUGGGAUAAAUGUGCUCUACAGGAAUUGGAUAUCACAGCCACGGAUUUGUCCACCGAAUGUCUGAUUGAUAUGUUGACACGCAUACCAACGCUUAAGUUUCUAUCGGCUGGACAAAUCAAUGGAUUCAAUGAUUCUGUUCUCAAGCAAUGGAUGGAAUCGGGCACUACUAGAUCUCUUAUAUCCUUGGACUUGGAUUCCUCCGACAACAUCUCUGAUGAGGGUCUGUUGAAGUUUUUGCAGCGUCAAGGACAUCAGUUGCUUGCUUGUUGUCUAUCCGGUAUGCCACAUAUUACAGAUCAACUAUGGAUGAGUAUCUUACCACUGCUGGGCAAUUGCAAAAUUGUUGUCAUGGGCACGGCCGAGAAAUUGGGUGUUAACAUCCAUGUUGAUCAGCUUAUGGACACUAUAGCCUCCAAUUGUGGCAAUUUGGAGCGUCUGGAGCUGCGUUGGGAUCCCGAUAAUUUGCGUUUCUCGGACAAAAGUCAAAAGGCCAUUGAUAUAUUGCGUGUCAAGUGCUUAAAGCUGCGUUGCAUGGUUCUAAGUGAUGGUCGCUACUAUGAGACAGUGAAGGCCAAUUUUGAGCGUGCAGAUCGUAUCACUGUGGUACGCACCACAACGUGUUGCCGUGUGUCGCCAUAUCAUUUGCUGCGCAACUAUAAUGAUUUGAUUUUCAAUUAAACGAUUGUCUUACAUUUGUUUUGUCGUUCUUUGGAUUGUUGUGUCUAUAUGCAUAUAUAUAUAUAUAUGAUAUAGUUAAACUAGAGUUGAAUUUGUUUUUGCUUUGCUUAAACAUAAAUUGUUUUCUGUAUUUUUCCGCUUCUUUCGUUUAAUUAAAUUAUAUCUAAAUAAACGUAAAUAGGUAAUUUAAAGAAAUAUAUAUAUAUAUAAACAAAGGA
Molecule: messenger RNA, 1924 nt
Organism: Drosophila willistoni
Lineage: Eukaryota; Metazoa; Arthropoda; Insecta; Diptera; Drosophilidae
Gene: FipoQ
Product: F-box/LRR-repeat protein fbxl-1
Exons: 7
Coding region: 171-1706 (511 amino acids)
Biological process (GO): positive regulation of protein ubiquitination; SCF-dependent proteasomal ubiquitin-dependent protein catabolic process
Cellular component (GO): SCF ubiquitin ligase complex
Molecular function (GO): protein binding
Source: RefSeq, a predicted model, not a curated record